Rhododendron vialii is the source of this 1659-nucleotide messenger RNA. RefSeq names its product two-component response regulator ARR14-like. Gene Ontology annotation, biological process: regulation of DNA-templated transcription; phosphorelay signal transduction system. The transcript has 6 exons. Gene Ontology annotation, molecular function: DNA binding; DNA-binding transcription factor activity. Gene Ontology annotation, cellular component: nucleus. The record is from RefSeq and is a predicted model, not a curated record. Bases 1 to 1659 code for a protein of 552 amino acids. Lineage: Eukaryota; Viridiplantae; Streptophyta; Magnoliopsida; Ericales; Ericaceae.
AUGGGGGAUCCAAGGGGUGUAGUAAGCUCUUGUCACAGCUUCACACAAGAGAUUCAUGUGUUGUUGGUGGACCACGAAAAGGAAACACUUGUUUCCAUGGCUAGAAUGCUUGAAUUUUACGCAUACAAAGUUACAGCAGUUCAAUCUGGCUCGACUGCUCUUUCGUUGCUUUUAGAUGGAAACAAUCAGUUUGAUCUUGUGCUCUCAGAUAUCCAUUUACCUGACAUCAAUUCAUUCAUGCUUCUUCAAGAGUCGCUUAAUAGAGAAUUGCCAACAGUUUAUUUGUUUCUUCUUGCUCACAUUGUGCUCCGAAUUAAAGUUAUGUCGGCCGAUGAAGACGCUAUGCUGGCAAAGAUAGCCCUAGAAAACGGAGCAUGUUUCUUUCUUGAAAAGCCAACCGGUUCAAAUGUUCUAAAGAGCCUAUGGCAGCAUGUCAUUAAAGAAAGGUUAUAUAAGGCAAAAAUGUAUGGAAAGAAAGAAAACCUUCAUCAACACGAGAUGUCAAACCAAAAUGGAAUUCAAAUUUGGAAUUCAGAGGAAAGCAAUCUUGAAGGAAAGAAUCAUAGUGAUACGAUUUCUAAGAAGGUCAAGGACGGUGGUAAGAAAAAGGCUCGACAUACUGGAAUAGGAGCGAUUGCAGAUGAUGAAGCAGGUGAAUCGGAUAAGGGGAGUAGAAAAUCGGCUAAAAAGUUUUGUACAGAAUGGACAGACGAGCUCCAUCGAAAAUUCAUGGCUGCAGUGGAUCAUCUUGGGGAAGGAAGAUGCUACCCCAAGGAGAUACUUGAGUUAAUGAACGUCCCUGGUCUCACUCGAAUGCAAGUCGCGAGUCAUCUUCAGAAAUGUCGUAAUGAUAAUUGGCGUGCCCCAGAAACCCGCAAAUCAAAUGCUUCGAGUUCUCAAAACAACGGAUCCCCGUACAAAUUUGGUUCACGAAAAUUUGGAUCAAUGCCUCGCUUGCAAAAAAACUCAUCUAGCUACCCUGAGACAUCCUACCUCGAAGAAAGUUGGGUUCACCAAACAGGUCCUGGAAUAUACUCAACACUAGGCAACAGUUUCAUGGGCAAUAGAGAAGGAGAGUACUCAGUUCAAUUGAUCCAGGCUCAGGCUCAUGUGGUACCAAAUUGUGUUGGGGAUAACAUCCCCACGCACAAUUCUUCCAUCCAAAGCAAUGAUGGGCAAAUAGGAACCCAUGGAAUUAACAAUGUUACAUAUAAUGGUAUUUACCUAAAUGCAACAUCAAAUGAUACCAGGGAUCAAAACUCAGGUUCGAUGCUGGGAAAGAAAACUAAUCAGAAUUUGCGAGCGACACCAUCGUACUUUGGCAAUGCUACAUUUGGAGCAGAUUCUCAUAGCAGUGCCUCGAAUCAGACCCCUAUUCCGGAUGACUUCUUCGAUUUUCUCCCCGAAAUAGAGGGGACCCAUGGCUUUUCCAAAUAUCUCGGAGGGUCAACAACAAUGAGUUAUGGCUCGAUCCCAGAAACUCACAAUGCCUUUGAUGUUGAACCAAUAUUUUUUGACCGGUCAAAAGUGAUUAUGUUUAGGAGGCAUUGUCAUUAUAUGGCUUUGACGGACUCUAUAACUAUUUUUGACAGCAUGAAGGGCACCCAAUAUAAGAAGCAAAUGCAAGUGGAGGUGAAGGCGCAACGCCAACUUUUGUGA